Molecule: messenger RNA, 2160 nt
Organism: Penicillium daleae
Lineage: Eukaryota; Fungi; Ascomycota; Eurotiomycetes; Eurotiales; Aspergillaceae
Exons: 6
Coding region: 1-2160 (719 amino acids)
Biological process (GO): transmembrane transport; DNA repair; carbohydrate transport
Cellular component (GO): membrane
Molecular function (GO): carbohydrate:proton symporter activity; methylated-DNA-[protein]-cysteine S-methyltransferase activity
Source: RefSeq, a predicted model, not a curated record
AUGAGCGACAAAAUCCCCUCGUGGAACAUUGUCCACAAACUGGAGAAGCGCCAGCUUCUCAUUGCAAUCAACUGCGUCGCUGCACUAUCCAUCCUCUUCUUCGGAUAUGACCAGGGUAUGAUGUCCGGCGUCAACAACGCCAAGGACUACAUCGACCUGAUGAAAUUCGGGUAUACGAAAGACGUGGACGGCGAGCUGACACCAGUGGUGACCAACUCCCUGCUACAGGGCGGUAUUGUCUCGGUGUAUUAUCUGGGGACGUUGUUCGGGGCUCUGUUGGGUGGUUGGUUGGGUGAUCGAAUGGGGAGAAUCAAGUCAAUUGCUGCAGGUGCAGUUUGGGCCAUAGUGGGUGCGAGUCUGCAGUGCUCGGCGCAGAACCAUAAUUGGAUGAUUUGCGCACGCUUCAUCAACGGUAUCGGCACUGGUAUUUUGAAUGCAAUUGUGCCUGUCUGGGCGACUGAAACUGCCGAGCAUACUUCGCGUGGACAAUUCAUUGCCAUCGAGUUUACUUUGAAUAUCUUCGGUGUUGUGCUGGCCUACUGGCUCGAGUUCGGCCUCUCCUUCAUCGACGGCGGUAAAUCCGCCUUCCGCUGGCGCUUCCCCAUCGCCUUCCAGAUUAUCUUCCUUCUAAUCCUGCUUGCCGCUGUCUGGUUCUUCCCCGAGUCCCCUCGCUGGCUAGUCAAGGUUGGCCGCGAACAGGAAGCACGAUACGUCCUGCAGCGUCUGCGUGGCAGCGGUCCGGAAGACCAGAUUCGCGCCGAGGCUGAGUUCCGGGAUAUCCAGAGCAUUGCUGAGAUGGAGAAGACGCUUGUCCACGGCAACUCUUACCUGUCCAUGCUGUUUGGCUGGAAGUCUGGUGACCUGCACAUUGGUCGGAGAGUGCAGUUGGUUAUCUGGCUGCAGAUUAUGCAGGAAUGGGUUGGUAUUGCUGGCGUGACUGUCUAUGCACCGACGAUCUUUAGUAUUGCUGGAUUUGACUCUACGAAGAGUCAGUGGAUCAGCGGGUUGAAUAAUAUUUUCUACAUGUUCGCCACGCUUGUCUGCGUGUUUACGUUGGAUCGUAUUGGACGACGCUGGACUUUGUACUGGGGCUCUGUCGUGCAGGGUAUCGCCAUGUUCCUUGCUGGUGGAUUCUCUCGCCUUGCCAUCAAUGCCAAGGCUGAUGGUAACGUGGGUUCGGCUUCGUCGUAUGGUGCGGCGGCUGCGUCGAUGAUCUUUAUCUUUACAUCGACCUUUGGUGCUACUUGGUUGACUGUGCCAUGGCUGUACCCGGCCGAGAUUUUCCCGCUGGCGGUGCGUGCGCGAGGCAAUGCCUGGGGAGUUGUCGGCUGGAGUAUCGGAAACGGAUGGCUGACUCUUCUGUGCCCGGUCAUGUUCAGCUCCAUCGGCGAAAAGACCCUGUAUAUCUUCGCGGCCAGCAACGUGAUUACCAUCCCCAUGGUGUGGGCUCUGUACCCCGAGAGCAACCAGCGCACCCUGGAGGACAUGGAUCUACUCUUCGCCGCCAAGACGCCUUGGGCCUGGGACGCGGAGAAGACUUUUGCUCGUCUCAAGGAGGAGAACCCUGGUAUGAUGGACAUUGCUAGCCGCAAGAACAGUGUCUUGGACCCUGAGACUGGUAACGUAAUUCCUGUGGAUGCGGUGACGGCGGCUAAGCUUGAUAAUGCUGCUGCUGAGCAUCACACGCUCACUCCCCCAAAAGACACAACCAAAACCCAAGCCCAGUUCCAAAUCCACCUCCACCUCCAUCUCCAACACACCAACUCUCCAAAAACACCUCCACCGCAUCUCCCUCCACCCAACCUUAACCCCCUACCGCCGCCGCGUCUACCGCGCCCUCCUCUCCGUUCCCCGGGCCGCUGGACCACCUACUCCGCACUAGCAACCUAUCUCAACUCCAGCGCGCGGGCCGUCGGCAACGCGAUGCGCACGAACCCGUUCGCGCCCGAGGUCCCGUGUCACCGCGUGCUGGCAGCGGAUGGCUCGUUGGGUGGGUAUAAGGGGGAGUGGAGGGUCAGCAAGCAUGUUGCUGGGGGCGGGUUUCGAGAGGAGAAGAAGGUGAGGUUGUUGGAGGAGGGGGUUGGGUUUGAUGAGGCAGGGAAAGCGGUGGGAGUCUGUUUUAGGGAGUUUAGGGAUUUGGGAGCUGUCAAAGAGGGUUGA